AUGGCUUCGGUGGCCGUGCCCGAGCUGGAGGCGCUCGCGCGCCUCGCGCUGCUGCCCGAGGGUCAUGCGGCACAAAAAGAGGCACAGCGGUACCUUGGCGAGCUUGCACAGAUGCCGCUGGACGUGAUCGAGCAGCAGCCCGCACAGCAGGCGGCAAAUGUCAGCAUGCUCCAGCACCAGCUGGCAGACGUGUGCAUGCGCAACACGCCCAUGUUUGUCGAGGCACAGAGCGCUUUCUACGCGGUGCCGCGCUGUGCAGAGACAUGCUCGGGUGCGCUUGCGCGGAUAUCCGGCGAGCACGCAACCCAUAUUCAGGCGGCAGCGGCCGCAUUUGAGCAGGAUGCUCAGCGCGCGCUGGCGCGCCGCACGGCGCUCUUGCAGCUCGAAGAGACGUACGAUACGUCGCUGCACCAUCUGCUACAGAUCCCCUUGAUGAUCCGCGCGUGUAUUGCGCGGGGCGACGACGACGACGCGCUCGCGCUCGUGGACCACUUUUUCGGCGCGAUUCCGUCCGAGGACCGCGUCGCCGAGGCGCUGCGGGACGAGGUGCACACGGCGCUGCUGACGAUGCGUGUGCGCCUCCUUGCACAGCUCGAGGAGCCGCAGCAAAAGCUGCCCCAGGUGCGGCGGAUCGCUUCGGCGCUUGCCCAGGCUGCCAAAGCGGCGCCGCACUUUUCCGCGUCGGCGCUUGCCAUGGCGCCGGCAGACGUCUGUGGGAAGUUCCUCGCGGCACGGUACCGCGUCGUACAGAGCGCACUGCGCACAGACACUACCGAGGAUGCGCUCGAUGGAUGGAAAGAGGCGGUGCUGAAUGCAUGCACAGCGGCCCUCUCUGUCUUUGGCUCGGACACGCCCUCGGCGAUGCUUACUGCGUCGUUCGGCGCGCAGUGUGUGCAUGACUUGCAAGCGUAUCUAGAAGCGCGGCUCGCGUCCUUUGACGGGGCGCAUGAAGAGGGGGGCGUGACGCUGGCGACGCUGCAUUCCCGCCUUGCGUCCGUCUCGGCGAGCUGUGCGCAGAUCGGGCUGGACCUGGACGCGACGCCGGGCGUGUAUGUGCCGCUGGAGCAGGCCGCCUUGCGUCAGUGGACCUCGGCGCUGAGCACUGCCAUUGCACCGUCGCACGACGUGCCUGCGACGAGCGCCGGGAUCGCCGCUGCGCUCAAUGGGCUGCGCCACUUUGCCCCCCUUUCGCUCGAGGACGCUGUGUGGCAAUCGCUUGCGCUGCGUCUCGACGACGCGGCCGCGUGGCUCGGGAAGCACGAGGCGUAUCCUGCGCUGCUCAGCUGGUCCGGCGAGCAGCUUGCGGCGCUCUUUGGCGCCGAGCCCGGGCGCCUUGCGUCCUAUUCCCCCACGCUGCAAGCCUAUCUCGCUACGCGUACUGCUCGAGGUCCAGCGUAA
This is a messenger RNA of Malassezia japonica, 1398 nucleotides long. RefSeq lists its product as uncharacterized. The coding region runs from base 1 to 1398 and encodes 465 amino acids. The transcript has a single exon. NCBI's taxonomy places the organism in Eukaryota, Fungi, Basidiomycota, Malasseziomycetes, Malasseziales, Malasseziaceae. Gene Ontology annotation, biological process: intra-Golgi vesicle-mediated transport. The record is from RefSeq and is a predicted model, not a curated record. Gene Ontology annotation, cellular component: COG complex.